GGUUCGGCUUGAUCCGUAUGGCAAGUAUUUCUUUCGCGAUGUCCUCUUUGAAGAGUUCACACAACUGGUUUUCGUUCCAUGUUUUUGUCCCUGGAUCAAUCAGUUCGAUGACAUGUUUCAUGCAACAGGGAGUGAUUGUGCCCAUUGGGGGUCCAGCAUCCCCGGCUUCACCACCUGCUUUUUCUUCUUAAUAGAACUAACUCAGCUUUACCAUAGGCCAGGGUUGAAGAAGACUGAAGCGUCAGCGUUACUUAAUCGAAGCCCGAUGCUUGACGAACGCAGCGAAAAAUCUGGUUCCUGGUGAAGAACGUACUCUCUCUCUCCCUCUCCAAUGAGAAAUCUUUUCAUGGUAAAGAAUCUCGUAUCUCCUUGCCGAUGAAGGGUCUAUUGCGAUCUCUUUCUGGGUAUGCAGGCUUUCGGGCUUUUUCGAGUAGAGGCGAGCUCAGGCUUGAUGGGGUCAAGGAUAUCAUCGCUGUGGCCUCCGGUAAAGGCGGCGUCGGCAAGUCCACCACCGCAGUUAAUUUGGCUGUUGCACUUGCUAACAUGUGUCAACUCAAGGUGGGCUUGCUAGAUGCUGAUAUUUAUGGACCAUCUGUUCCCAUUAUGAUGCAAAUACAUGAGAAGCCAGAUGUGACUGAAGAUAAGAAGAUGAUUCCUAUUGAGAUGUAUGCGGUCAAGUGUAUGUCAAUGGGUUUGCUUGUUGAAAAGGAUGCACCAAUCGUAUGGAGAGGUCCUAUGGUAAUGAAUGCUCUCGAAAAAUUGACAAGGGGAGUCCAUUGGGGAAAUCUUGAUAUUCUUGUAGUGGAUAUGCCACCAGGCACGGGUGAUACACAAAUAAGUAUGACGCAAAGGCUACAGUUAUCAGGUGCAUUGAUUGUUUCAACUCCCCAAGAUGUUGCCUUGAUCGAUGCUCGAAGGGGAGCUAGGAUGUUUGCUAAAGUUCGAGUUCCUGUUUUGGGGUUUAUAGAGAACAUGAGCUGCUUUAAAUGCCCACAUUGUGGUGAACCUUCAUACAUUUUUGGAAAAGGGGGAGCUCGAAAGACAGCCGAUGAGAUGGGUUUGGAGUGUAUUGCUGAGAUACCGUUGGAAGGAGACAUCAGGGAGAGUAGUGAUGAAGGUUUUCCUAUUGUAUUAUCGGCUCCCAAUUCGGCUGUUUCCAGAGCUUAUAGUGAUCUCGCUCAUAAAGUCGUGGACAAGCUGAAGGGAUUGGCAGAGCAGCAGUCGCCCCACAUGGAAUUCCACCUGUGAUAUCGUGAAAUACAUUGAUGCAGGUAGGACUUUAAGGUUUACUUUCUACCUCGUGUCUGCAGAAAGGAACUGAUCUGUCUAUUGCCCAAAAUUCAAGACCAAAAGUAGAGUCUCUGUUAGAUCAAGUCAAAGAUGCUGUUCCCCCAAACUUGCUUUGGCAUUUCAUUCAACACCGGAGACUUGAAACGUUUAGGGAACGUGAUCCCCCCCUUUUUGUGUUUAGUUGACCAGUAACAAAGAAAUCCCCCUCUUUCUCUUCAGCUGCUCCAAAAGUUCCAUUCCCCCUUCCUGUUCUCACCCAGCAUUUCCAAAGAGCAUAGGGCCCAGAAAAAGCUUAACCUGUUACCUUUAUUAGGUUGACCCCAUUUACCAAACUAGGGGUUUGGCAGUAUUACUGAGCUGUUGCUGAGAAACGCUUGUUUGUAUCUGGUUCAGUCCAUUGAAAUGAUGGAGAUGAAGCUGCUUGUUGUA
Syzygium oleosum is the source of this 1719-nucleotide messenger RNA. RefSeq names its product iron-sulfur protein required for NADH dehydrogenase, mitochondrial. Gene Ontology annotation, biological process: iron-sulfur cluster assembly; mitochondrial respiratory chain complex I assembly. The coding region runs from base 376 to 1248 and encodes 290 amino acids. The transcript has 9 exons. The record is from RefSeq and is a predicted model, not a curated record. Gene Ontology annotation, cellular component: mitochondrion. Gene Ontology annotation, molecular function: 4 iron, 4 sulfur cluster binding; ATP binding; ATP-dependent FeS chaperone activity. NCBI's taxonomy places the organism in Eukaryota, Viridiplantae, Streptophyta, Magnoliopsida, Myrtales, Myrtaceae.